AGAUGCUCAUUGGCACAGAUUCAUUUGGGUGUCGAGCUGUUGUCAUCUUUGAAAGCUACAGUAAUGGCAGUCAAGUCAAUCAUCCUCACCUUUGACUAUGAUUAUUUGAAUGAUACCAUCCACGACAAUCAAACACCCUAUGUUCCGGAUCCAAAGAUGAUACCAUGUGAGAUAAAACCGCUGGCUCCUACAGCAGCUGUGACGCUGUGUCUCGUCCUCAUAGUCAUCUUUUUCCUGGCAAUAACAGGGAACCUGUUAGUGGGGUUGGUGAUCGGCACCAGCAGACAGGCACUGACUUCAUCGGAUGUGUACUUGUUUCACCUGACAAUCGCAGAUGGUCUGAUGGCCCUAACCAUCCCGUUCUGGGCUGUAGCACUCACUAAUGGAUGGAUCUUUGGAGACUUCAUGUGCAAGUUCCUCAGCCUCGUCAUCGAAGCAAACUUCUACACCAGCAUUCUCUUCCUGGCCUGCAUUAGCAUCGAUCGUUAUCUUGUGAUCGUGCACGCCAGCGAGAGUCUAAGGACUCGUCAGAGGAUGUGCAGCCGGCUCCUGUGUGCAGCAGUGUGGGCCUUCGGUUGGGCCCUUGCUCUGCCUGCACUUUUCAACGAUGCCUUCAAGCCAGACCCUGACAAAGAGAGGAUGGUUUGCUCUGAAAGCUUUGACAUCGGCAGUGCCUCCUCGUGGAGGAGUGCCACUCGCGGGUUCCGCCAUAUUUUUGGUUUCAUGCUUCCUCUGAUUGUCAUGAUAACCUGCUACAGCAUCACCAUCGCAAGGCUGCUGCACACUCGCGGGUUCCAGAAGCACCGCGCCAUGAAGGUGAUCAUAGCUGUGGUGAUUGUGUUUCUGCUGUGCUGGACGCCGUACCACAUAACCAUGAUGGUGGACACACUCCUGAGGGCUGAUCUGAUACCGUUUGACUGCGCUUUCAGGAGAUCAAUGAACAUGGCUUUGGUUAUAACCUACAGCCUGGCCUUGUUCCACAGCUGCAUCAACCCUGUCCUCUAUGCCUUUGUGGGAGAGAAGUUCAGGAACAAUAUGAUGCGACUUCUUCAGAGGAAAUCCCGACAGGAGAGGGUGUCGGUGUCAAAGAUCAGCAGGUCAACAUCUCAGACCUCAGAGAGUAACGGAACUGUUCUCUGAAGCCUCAGUGGACUUUGAAAAAUAAUGUUUAGCAUUGUUUAUUGUCCCUUUUUCUCUCACUAAGGGUUAGUCAAAUCAGAGAGGAAGUAAUUUCCAUCUGAAGUCUGAAAAUCUGUAAUAUAUUGAGUGUCACACAUUCUCUGCUUUUAAUUUGUGGUGCACUGCUGCCAUCUAUUGAAUUUACUGUUGUCUGCAUCCACUAUGGACAGCUGUAACCCUCAAAGCCAAUCAAAACUAUGUUCAUUUUUUGUAUUGAUUUCCAUUUUUCUUGCUGAAGAGUGGACCGGCAUUUGGAUUUAGGAUAUGAUUUCAAUGUUAUCUUGGAGGACAUGUAUUUUAAAUACACAGGUGGAAUUCAACCCUUCACUAUGUCAGUGCUUCUAUCAUCCUGCUGAUGUUUCUGUGUUUAUUUAUAUUCCCUAUAAGGUUUGUAUACGCUGUAAAUACUGUUCAUCAUUACAAAUAAAAGGCUUUGCAAUCCUUCCUGCACUGACUGCUUUAAUCGUGUAGACCAAUGGUUGGUUAGUGUUCACAGGGUCUUUCUAACCAAUAAAAUAUUAAGAACUCA
Molecule: messenger RNA, 1708 nt
Organism: Epinephelus moara (kelp grouper)
Lineage: Eukaryota; Metazoa; Chordata; Actinopteri; Perciformes; Serranidae
Product: C-X-C chemokine receptor type 1-like
Exons: 2
Coding region: 64-1140 (358 amino acids)
Biological process (GO): immune response; G protein-coupled receptor signaling pathway; neutrophil chemotaxis
Cellular component (GO): membrane
Molecular function (GO): C-X-C chemokine receptor activity
Source: RefSeq, a predicted model, not a curated record